Eremomyces bilateralis CBS 781.70 is the source of this 1584-nucleotide messenger RNA. Its product is annotated as Zn-dependent exopeptidase. Lineage: Eukaryota; Fungi; Ascomycota; Dothideomycetes; Eremomycetales; Eremomycetaceae. The record is from RefSeq and is a predicted model, not a curated record. The coding region runs from base 1 to 1584 and encodes 527 amino acids. Gene Ontology annotation, biological process: proteolysis. The transcript has 4 exons. Gene Ontology annotation, molecular function: metalloexopeptidase activity; aminopeptidase activity.
AUGUUUCGUCAAUUGGGUAUUCUCGCCCUCGCGGCGACGGCUACAUUUGCACAGGAUGUGGAUAAUGAAGGCGCUGAUGUUCACGCCGAGUUCUGGAAGAAACCGUGGGCCUCAUCGAAAGGACUUCAGCACCUCGUGAAAGAGAAGAGCCUGCUUGACUGCGCGCAGACUCUCGAAGACUUUGCGUACGCCACGGAGGGGAGGAAUCGACUGGCUGGCUCGAAAGGCCAUAACGAUACCGUUGACUUCCUGUACAAGGAAUUGAGCAAGCUCAACUACUACAACGUGACACUGCAGCCUUGGUCAGCGUUGAUCCAAGAGUCGGGUGACGCAAACUUCACCCUUGAUGGAGAGAAACAGAGUACCUCUAUCUUCUCUUACUCACCAUCAGGCAAUGCUACUUCGCCGCUCGUGAUUGUGGACAACCUUGGCUGCGAAGCGUCUGAUUACCCCGCCGAGCUCUCGGGGAAAAUCGCUCUCAUCUCUCGUGGUGAAUGCGAGUUUGGUGCGAAGAGUGUGAGCGCUGGUCUCGCGGGCGCUGUGGGGGCCGUUAUUUAUAACAAUGUCCCUGGGGAUUUGAAUGGAACUCUGGGGGUUCCUAGUCCUGAUAGACCAUACGUUCCGACCGUUGGCCUGUCCCAGGAAGCCGGCGCUGCUGUCAUUGCGAAGAUCCAAGGUGGCGCGGAAGUUAUUGGGGAGCUCUCCACCUACAGUGUCAUCAAGGAAACAUUCACUAAUAACGUCCUUGCCACAACAAAGGGUGGUGACCAGGACAACAUCCUUGCAGUCGGAGCUCAUAGCGAUUCGGUUGCUGAGGGUCCCGGCAUCAACGACGACGGCUCCGGCAUCUGCGGCCUCCUCGAAGUCGCAAAAGACCUUGCUCGCUUCAAGACUAAGAAUGCAGUUCGCUUCGGCUGGUGGUCCGGUGAAGAAGAAGGCCUGCUCGGCAGCACCUACUACGUUGCGACGUUGUCCGAACCCGAGGCGGCCAAGAUCAAGGCGUACCUCAACUUCGACAUGAUUGCCAGCCCGAACUACUACUACGCCAUCUACGACGGCGACGGAUCGACCUUCAACCUCACCGGCCCGCCUGGGUCCGCGGAGCUCGAGCAUUUCUUCGAGGACUUUUACACCAAGAAGGGCCUGAACUUCACCGCCACCGAAUUUGAUGGCCGAUCCGACUAUGGCCCGUUCCUCGACGUCGGCAUCGCCAGCGGAGGCACCUUCACCGGCGCAGAGGGCAUCAAGACGGAGGAGGAAGCUGCCCAGUUCGGCGGCGAGGCCGGCGUGCCAUAUGACGUCAAUUACCACCAGGCGGGUGACAACGUGACCAACCUUGCCCUGGACGCGUUCGAGGUCAACACCAAGGGCAUCGCUGCCGCGGUCGGAACGUAUAGUAUAAGCUUUGAGGGGUUGAACCUUAAUACUACCACGGUCGCGCGCAGGGGGGCGCCGGCGGCGCGGUUGGCGAAGCGUUGGAACAAGCAGCUGCUCAAGAGGAACUUUGACCUGCAGACGGCGAGGAGGAGGUAUGCGGACAAGAAGUGUGGCAGUAAGUCGCAUGAUUAUCACCUGUACAAGUGA